Telopea speciosissima is the source of this 4352-nucleotide messenger RNA. Its product is annotated as ATP-dependent DNA helicase Q-like 4A. Gene Ontology annotation, cellular component: chromosome; nucleus; cytoplasm. Lineage: Eukaryota; Viridiplantae; Streptophyta; Magnoliopsida; Proteales; Proteaceae. Gene Ontology annotation, biological process: DNA replication; double-strand break repair via homologous recombination. The transcript is spliced from 25 exons. Bases 71 to 3997 code for a protein of 1308 amino acids. Gene Ontology annotation, molecular function: four-way junction helicase activity; 3'-5' DNA helicase activity; nucleic acid binding. The record is from RefSeq and is a predicted model, not a curated record.
GUCUUGUGGUUUUAUUUUUGUUUUGAUCAAGGAGGUUCCGUUACUAGAAGUGUGUGAAUAUGUUUAACUGAUGACUAAAGGAAAAUCACCAAGCAAAACCAAUUCAUGUAGAGAUUCCAAAUGUGAUGAUAAACCUCCCAAAGAAAAUUGGUCUCAUCAUGCCAAUGCCCAUAGUGGUUUCUCAUGUCAAAAUAAGUUUCUGAGUUCAAAUUUUCUGUUGUCCUUACAAACACAAAUGCCCCGUGGAGGAUCAGUAAUUGCCAGGUCAAUGGCUUGCCAAAUUAAUACUCCUCCAAGGAUGCAGAGUUCAGCUGUUAACAAGGCUUGGCAAGCUCUUUCUAGCCUUAGCAUGACAUCCCGGAGCUAUUUAAAACCCGGAGUAACUGGACCUGUAGCUCAGAAUAUUGGUUCAGACAAUUUGCCUUCUAGGAAAUUAGAUUCUUGUAUAAAAAAAAGUACUUUAUGGAGCUCUUCUGACUUGGCGGAUAGAUCUUAUGAAAGUUCAGCACAUAAAAAAUUUCAAACACAUCAGAAAUUGAGUGAUUCCAGUGGUAUGGAUGGAGAAUCUGGCAUUUCCAUUCCACAAAGCAGGAUUGGUGCUACUGAUGGCCUUGGUGCUGGACAAUUAAAACAGAGGGAAGCACCAGUGCAGCACAGUUUUAACGCACGCGUUGUCAAUGGACUAUCUGUUAAUCAUAAAUUUCAAACGCAUCAAAACUUUAGUGAUUCCAGUGCUAUGGCUGGAGAACAUGGCAAUUCCUUGCUACAAAGCAGGAGUUAUCCUAGUGAAGAUAGCUUAGGUGCAGGGCAACCAAAAGAGAGGGACGCAUCAGGGCGGUUCAGUACUAAUGCAUGGAUUGGCGAUGGGCUAUCCAAUAAUCAUUGUGUUAACCAGGAGCAAGGAAAUGGAGGGAGUUUUGUUAAUGAAAUUGUUGAUGAUGAUAUACUAAAGGAAAUUGAUGUGGACCAAAUAGUUCUGGAACACUAUCAAACAACUUGCACACCUCAGUCUUUGGAGUCUAAACCUCCACCUUCUACAUCUGUUAUGAGUAAAGAUAAUGUUUCAAGACCUGUUGUAAAAUGUUUGCCACAAGAACUAUGCACAGAAUGUAAUCAUGGUUUUAAGUUAGGCCUUUGCCCAGAAGCUGCAGGACAUUUGCAAGAGAUGAAAGAUAAGCUAAUUUCCAUAUCAAAUGAACUUCUUGACAAUAUUGAUGACCUCAGUCCAGCACACAUAGAGAAGCUUCGGGAGGAGAGGUUGCAGCUGAAUAAACAAAUUCAGCAACUUGAAAAGUGUCUUCACUCUUUCUCAAUGGAUGAAGAACGACAGAGGUCCCAUUUUUCGGCUACUACAGCCACAUCAAAGGGUUUCCAAUAUGAAACUCCUCUGGCUGGUGCAUUCAGGAUAAAUCCUCUGCGGCUUGAUGCCCAAUUUGAUUUGCAAAAUGAGCCAGAGAGCUGUGGAAAGUGGAACUCGUCAUCUGUAUUAUUCUCUUCUGUAGACAAAUUUGGUGCUCCACCCAGACCUCUGGAAGCAGAACCAUAUGUUCCAGAGUUGAUUGAUGUUAAUUAUAUUGAAGGAUCAAAUGACUCAAAGUGGAGUAGUCGAGAUUUCUCUUGGACCAAAAAGCUGGAGGCUAAUAACCGGAAAGUGUUUGGAAACCAUUCAUUCCGCCCCAAUCAAAGAGAGGUUAUAAAUGCAACAAUGAGUGGCUAUGAUGUUUUUGUUUUGAUGCCAACUGGUGGUGGAAAGAGCCUGACAUACCAGCUUCCUGCUCUUAUAUGUCCAGGAAUAACUUUGGUAGUUUCGCCUCUUGUCUCACUCAUACAAGAUCAAAUUAUGCAUUUGCUUCAGGCAAACAUCCCCGCUGCUUACCUAAGUGCAAAUAUGGAGUGGUCUGAACAACAGGAGAUCCUUAGAGAACUGAAUUCAGAUUGCUGUAAAUACAAGUUCUUAUAUGUCACACCUGAGAAAGUUGCUAAAAGCGAUGUUCUUUUGAGACACUUAGAGAGUUUACAUGCUCGUGAAUUACUUGCUAGGAUUGUUAUUGAUGAAGCUCAUUGUGUAAGCCAAUGGGGACAUGAUUUUAGACCAGAUUAUCAGGGCCUCGGUAUCUUGAAAAAAAGGUUUCCAAAAACUCCUGUGUUGGCUUUAACUGCUACUGCAACAGCAAGUGUUAAAGAAGAUGUUGUGCAAGCUCUUGGUCUUGUUGAUUGCAUUGUAUUUCGACAAAGUUUCAAUCGCCCGAAUUUAUCGUACUCCGUAGUUUCCAAGACAAAAAAGUGUUUGGAUGACAUCGACAAAUUUAUUAAAGAAAACCAUUUUGAUGAAUGUGGUAUCAUUUAUUGUCUUUCGAGAAUGGAUUGUGAGAAAGUUGCUGAAAAGUUGCAGGAAUGUGGCCACAAAGCAGCAUUUUACCAUGGUAGCCUGGAUCCUCAACAGCGAGCUUCUGUUCAAAAGCAGUGGAGCAAAGAUGAGAUUAAUAUAAUAUGCGCUACAGUUGCUUUUGGAAUGGGUAUCAACAAACCCGAUGUCAGGUUUGUCAUCCAUCAUUCGCUUCCAAAAUCUAUUGAAGGCUACCAUCAGGAGUGUGGUCGUGCUGGUAGAGAUGGUCAGCGUUCUUCCUGUGUGUUGUAUUACAACUAUAGUGACUAUAUUCGAAUUAAGCAUAUGAUUAGCCAAGGAGUAAUAGAGCAAAGCCCCUUGGCACUAGGGUCAAGGCAUACCUCUGUGGUGAAUUCAGGGAGGAUACUAGAAACAAAUAUUGAGAAUCUUCUGCGUAUGGUCAGUUAUUGUGAAGAUGAUAUUGAUUGUCGACGCUUCCUACAACUUGUUCAUUUUGGAGAGAAAUUUGAUGCUGCAAACUGUGGAAAGACUUGUGAUAAUUGUUCCAAGACUUUAAGUUGUGUUGAGAAGGAUGUCACUGACAUAGCAAGGCACUUGCUUGAAUUGGUGAAGUCAACAGGUCAGCAGCAUUCAUCAGCUCAUAUGCUGGAAGUCUACAGGGGUUCCUUGAGCCAGAAUGUUAAGAAGUACAGACAUGAUACUUUGAGCCUUCAUGGAGCCGGUAAACAUUUACCCAAAGGAGAUGCCUCCAGAGUAUUGCGCCAUCUUGUUAUUGAGGAAUUGCUUUUGGAGGAUGUUAAGAAGAGUGAUAUUUAUGGAUCUCUGUCAUCAGUAUUAAAGGUAAAUGAAUCAAAAGCAAAUGAUCUCUGCUUUGGUGGACAGAAGAUUAUCUUGAGAUUCCCGGCCUCCACAAAACAAGCUAAGAUGAGCAAAUCUGGAGUGACACCAGCAAAAGGCUUGUUAUCAGGAAAGAUAAGCCCUGCACAAAGUGAAACUCCUGGCCAACCUCAAAAUGUGGAUUUGGAUCUCUCAGCAAAACUUUAUUCCUCUUUGCGAAUGCUUCGAACUGCUCUUUUGAAGGAAGCUGGUGAGGGGGUCUAUGCGUACCACAUAUUUCAAAAUGCCACAUUGCAGCAGAUCAGCAAGAGGGUUCCCAGGACAAAAGAAGAACUUCUUGAGAUCAAUGGCAUUGGAAAGGCGAAGAUAAGUAAGUAUGGAGAUCGGGUGUUGGAAGUCAUCGAAUCUACCAUUAAUGAUCACUAUAAUGUGGAGAAGAAUAGCAGCGGCAGUAAUGAUAGUACUGGGACAGUCAAGAGGAGGAGAAACACCAGCAAGAUUCUUUGUUCCAACACAAUGGAGGAUGAAGACUUUACUGAAAGUUAUGGCCUAUCAAAGAAAAGGGCAACGAAGGGGCGACUGAAAAAAAAUGAUCAGCGUAAUAAUUCUGAAGUGCCAAACUAUGAUGAGCAAUUGUUAGAUAAUGAUCUGGUGGAUUUAGAUGAUUCCAAAUCUGACGAGGAUAUUGUAGGGUCAGACUUGAAAGUUCAGAAGAAUGCUGGAGGCAGAGUGUUACCAUCAUGGUCAACUCCAGGAAACAAAGUUCAAGAUCAAGGUCAGGAGUUGUUCCAGAAGUAUGCCUUUGAUGGGUAGAUCUGAUAUGAUUAUCAUAAUUCAGUAUGGAUGUGUUUUGAUUUAUAUUACUCCUGCACGGCGUUUCAAGUAUCGGGAUCAGAUUCGGCAGAUCAGCCAUUGUUGAUGUACUGAUACCAGUCCGAUUUUGUGAAGUAUUGGCCAAAGAUUCUCCAUGGAUCAGGCUGUACCUGCUAAUCUGAUCACAAGACCUGAGUUUUGUAUUUCCGCAAAUAUCUAUCGAGUAUGCAUGUAUAGUAUCGGUAUCCUAGGGCUGACUAUUUACAAGUCUGCAGGUGUAACUGUUGGUAUUGGGGGAACAUCACCUUGAUUCUUGAUUUAAGAAAAUUCAGCCGACAUGGUGCAAGUUAGAUCA